GCUAGCUUCGGAGAUCGCCUGCCACCAGCCUCUGCACUCAAGCAGUCCUACCUCCCCCCGACCCCCGCUGACGCCGACCCCGCCCCGGGUUCGCCCACCAGCGCCGAAAGCCAGAGGGCCACCCUGACAGCCACAGACGAUGCCUCAGGGACGGACAUGACCGCGGACGGCAUGGUCGGGCUCAGGGUGACCGAGACUGCGGAUUUAGGACUUGGGGAGUCGGGUGCACACGGGGGCGCGGCAGAUGUGUCAAGAACUUUAGUGGAGGAAGAAACAGGGGAAGUAGGAGUGGAUGGUACUGGUGCAGGAACGAUAGCUGUAGCAGGCGAGACGAACGAUACUCUGCCAGGCAGUGAGGCCGACGACGGGAUCCCGGGAAGGGCCGGCAUUGACUACCCUACGCUGGCCGCCGUCCCGGACACUGCCUUCUCUUGCGGAAACUACGCUUUGCCUGGUUACUAUGUCGACAAAGAAGCCGAGUGUCAGAUAUUUAGUGAUCUUGGUGAAGUGCAGAUAAUAUUUUUCAUCAGAUCAAGCAUUCUUUCUCUAGCAAUCACAACGCAUUUUCAGGUGUUCUACAUCUGCCAGGCGGAUGGGCGUCAAGAUGGCUUCCUGUGUCCAAAUGGUACAAAGUUUAACCAACAGUUUCUCGUUUGCGAUUGGUGGUACAAUGUGGAUUGCUCGAUUUCCGAUUCCUUCUUCACCAUAAACGAAAGGAUCUACGCGGGACCCGGAAGCCGCGCCGUAGAGUUUCCUGACCAAGCUGGUGUCGACACGAGACAAGGCGGGCUGCUGACCCACGCCGCGGCCGGCCUCCGGGAACACCCCUUGGGAGCAGAGGCGCCAAGAAGCGAGUCCUUCGGCGAUGCAACGGUUUCAGCGCCAGAUGCGGACGGCAUCGUCGCUCCAAGUGAUUAUGACGGAAUCAGCAGCGAUUAUGAAGAAGGAACUGACGAUUACGCGGGGGGGAGUAGCACUACUGAGGGAGCAUUACGCGAUUAUGAUGCCGGAAGCACAGAUUAUGACGGAGUAAGCACUGGCGAGCUCUCUAGCACUCAAAGCAGUCUGGGCGUUCCUGGUGACGGAUCACAAGGAAAUGAUUCCUACAGCUACCUUCCUCCGGCUGAGUUUUUUCCCACUGAAACUGUCGAAAGCGUCCGCGGGGCCACAGGAGGCCUUAUACAAGGAAACAUUAAUCCAAACACAGGAUAUGGAAUACCCACAGAAUUUCCCACUUUAUCACUAAACUCCAGGGGUACUGUGAUCAGCGAGGUAGAUAACGUAACUCCGUACAGUUAUGCUCUGCCAGACGCGAAGACAAGGGUUUCUCUCACGGACGACGAAGAGGACUUCCUGACAACUGCAAGUGCGUUUGAUGAGUCAACUAUCGAGUCCAUUCUCAGUCAUGCUGGCAACCUCGGAGGUUUCUCGAAUAACGGUCAUUCUGGGUACUCCUAUCCCGAGCCCCUCAACCCGCUCAAUUUUGAGAGCACCAGGACCAGCAUUGUUCCAGAGAGUUCAACCUUGGUUUCAGCCGCGGGUAACAGGGAAAAAAGCGAGCCGACGUCAGCACCUACUGCUGAAUUACCAGUGACUGCGGAAGGCGUCGUGAAUGGAUACAACUACUCGCCUCCUGCUUCGACGCAUGAGGUUCCUCUACCCUCCAAGUCCGCUGCCUCUCCAACCGAAGGCGGAAUCAGUGAUACAAGUGCAAGUGCCGGAAACGGAUAUAAUGGCUACUCUUAUCCAGAGCCCACUAAGCCGUUCUUGUUGCCUGGAGAAAGCUCAGUUCUUCCACCAUUGAAAACUUACCUGCCUCCACCCGCACGUUAGGUUGAUGUUUGUACUUCUCUCUCCUUGUGACGUCGCAGGCUUGUUUGGGGGGGAGCAAGACAUUAACACUAGGACACUGAAAUCAUCCUAUGUGUUGCGUACUUUUUAAAACUUUCUGUAUCUUAAUAAGAUAUACGUGUAGACAGCAGGUUUGCUAUAUAAAAAAAAGUAUAUGCCUUAUUUAUAUUAGCAUGUGUGAGAAUAACUAAUCAUUGUUGACAUGAUACAUCAUAACCCAAGAUUAUUCUUCGAUCGGAACACUAUCAAAGUAAACAUCUUAUGUUGACCAAUUCCAUUACCGCUAUGUCUACUUUAUAGUAACUAUACACUCAGGAAUCCAGUUUUGCAGAAUAAUUAGUUUGAUACUGAAGUCACCAUGCAUUGCUAAAGCAGCUUUACUGAUCAUCGAUUCUAUCACAGUUAAAUACUUUAUUGAACAUAAGCUUUACUGAUAGCCACAUAAUUUACUUUUGCUUAUUAGACAUGUUGACGUUUACUAAUUAAGUAUCAAAAAGCACAUGAUCAGGCGACUUACGUAUAGAUCUGGCUUAACAUGUCCGUUUCUUUUUCGGCCCUGCUAUUUUCUGCCUUAAGUCUAGACUCGCCUGUUUAUAUGAUUUUACUGGACAUAGCCAUGUAAUUUGAUUUGUAGGGUUAAUUAUAAGUUAUAUUUAAGAAAAAAGUAGUUAAUCCUAAUAUCCAUGAGUGUUAUCGACGUUUUUCAGAUCACUCCAUUCAAGAUUCAAAUUGGUACCUUUUACAUUAUGAUCCUGCUCAUUUUGGGAAUGGAGUAUACUAGCAUGUACUCAAGUCUGUCUGGAUGCAUGUAUAAGGAAUGUGGUAUAUAUAAUUCUAUUUAAUUAAUAUGUUCAUAUAUAACAUUUUCAAUUCUGUAUUAAAUACUUUCAGCUCCAACUAUUAACUGAAUCAACAUACAAUAUGUCAUUUUAUCGAAGGGAUGUUGCGUAAAACUAAACGCAAUGACAGAAUGGACUUCGAGGACAGGCAUUUCCUGGACGGUCUGCUUUGCUGUUGUCUUGACUUCUCUUAUCUUAAAGAUAUCGAAGAUCUAUCACUCGUGUAUUUUUUCUGAAAGUGAAUUAGUAUUCUGCAUGUUAGGACUGCCAUCUGUUACACUAUGAGUGGUUUUGUGCUUUCGAGAAACAUGCUUUUGAAAUAACACAUUAUAAAAACAAAAACUUGAAAGGAAUGCGUACAUGAAAAGAAACAAUAUAAUUUUCACAUUAUGUAUUAUGUACAAUAAAAUAACAAAAUAUCUCUGUACAGACGUCCUCCCUACAGAGUGAAAUUUCAUACAGUGCUGGCUGUGAUACAAACUAUUAUAUAAAUGCACAUACCACGACAUAAAUGCAGAGAAUAUAAGUAAAUGCAAUAUCUUCUCCAUGUCAACUGCCCAAUGACUUUCUGUAAACUUUGCAGAUUAGACAGAUUGUACUUGUCACAGACCACUGCUUCUUUUUGACAAAUUGGUUUCUAAAACAAUUUCAGAGUAUUACUCGUAUGGCAUCGAUUUGUGUGGUUUCUUCCUAUACUGAACACGUAGGGAUGAGAACAAAAACUACUACAAAUCCAUUCAUAUCCUCUCUUGAACUACUACGUCCUGAAGGAGAAAUUGUAAAAAUGCGGAGCAAAAGAAAAAUCGAAAGUAGAUCUGUUCAAGAUUACAAGAUCUGUUCCUGUAUAUAAAUAAAUUAUUUUCUGAACAUUCCAUCUCUUACUGUUUUUAUCAAUAUUCCGUAACUUCAGUUCCAGUAAAAAAGGCAUUAAUUACUAGUCUUACCUACAUUAUCUCAGUCUGGCCACCGCCAUAUAAAAGAAUAAAAAAAAAUCUAUUAAAAAAGUUUGUCACUAAAAUAACUAAACCUUAAAUAAUAAUAUCAGUCUCCAAUAAGCAUAUCCGAGUUAUCAUGUCAAAGGUGCAAAACUUAUAAAUAUACUGAUUUAGCUUUGAUUAGUAACUGGCAGUAUUUAUCACUUGCAAAACACAUAAUAUGGUCUAUACACUCUUGAAUGGAAUUUUCUUGCUCACUCACAUACGCGCACGCGAGCACACAAACACUACUCACUCUCCCUCUCUCAUAUCUUUUAACUCACUCAUUCACACACUCUCACUCACUCUCUCAUGAUAACUCAUUCUCGUUCUCAUUCUCACACUCUCUUUUUGUUUCAUGAUAUCUGUUAACUCAUUCUCAUGCUCUUUCUGUUGUCACACAAAUGAAAAGACGAGCACUUGGGCAUCUAAGUAAUGAUUGCUACGGGGGAAAGAAUUUUGUCCGUGGAAUCAAUGAUCUCUAAUCUUCAUACACAAA
Messenger RNA from Penaeus vannamei (Pacific white shrimp), 4163 nucleotides. NCBI's taxonomy places the organism in Eukaryota, Metazoa, Arthropoda, Malacostraca, Decapoda, Penaeidae. The record is from RefSeq and is a predicted model, not a curated record.